Molecule: messenger RNA, 318 nt
Organism: Aegilops tauschii subsp. strangulata
Lineage: Eukaryota; Viridiplantae; Streptophyta; Magnoliopsida; Poales; Poaceae
Source: RefSeq, a predicted model, not a curated record
AUGCCGUCGUGGCCGAACAGCAACGAGACGUCGGACGACGAUGACGAGUACAUGAGCGAGUUCAGCAGCAUGCAGAUGGAGUACUUUCAAACUCCUGACACCGUGAUAGACCCUAGUUUCUGUGGGCUUGUGACUGAAUCUGACAGAAGGUGCAUCCUGCACAGGCAGAGGCCGGGCAAGUUUGUGGCAUUUGAAGGCACUGACACUGGCAGGAGAUUCAUAGGAUGUGCUACUGAGGAUGGUGUGAACUGUGGUCUUCUGGAGUGGGUAGAUGCCCCCUGGCCUGUAAUUCUGCAAAGGUGCUUAAGCAAGCUCUAG